Molecule: messenger RNA, 2139 nt
Organism: Arctia plantaginis
Lineage: Eukaryota; Metazoa; Arthropoda; Insecta; Lepidoptera; Erebidae
Source: the annotation of a GenBank genome assembly
AUGUAUGUCACUGCAAAAGGCAUAAAACGUGUUCUUAAAACGGCUGUUCCUCGUGUAGCGAUUGAACCGGACAAUGGCGAUGAUACUGAAUCCCUGGAUGGAUUCGCGCUGUCGGUAGCAGCAGAUGGGCGGUUCCUGUACAUAUCUGAAACUGUUUCUAUAUAUUUAGGAUUAUCACAAGUGGAGAUGACAGGCAGUAGUAUAUUUGACUACGUGCAUCAAAGUGAUCAUGCUGAAAUAGCUGAACAACUUGGUUUAUCUCUUACGGGAAGACCUGGACAAACUGGGUUAAAUAGUCCAGCAUCCGGGAGCGAAGAAGGAAGUCAACAUGGAACUAACAAUCCAGACGUAUCAUCUCAAAUGAGUCUAGCGGCAAGUGGAGCAUUAUACCGGGGUAUGGACCGAGCGUUUUGUAUAAGAAUGAAGAGCACGUUAACUAAGCGAGGCUGCCACUUUAAGUCUUCAGGAUAUCGGGUCGUUCUGAUGUUGUGUCGCCUCCGGCCCCAGUACUCCUUUUCCCAUAGCCGCAAAUCUCCAACUGUACUUCUAGGAAUGGUGGCUCUCGCCAUAGCGUUACCUCCGCCAUCAGUCCACGAGAUCAGACUAGAAUCAGACAUGUUUGUCACGAGAAUCAACUUUGACUUCCGAAUAGCACAUUGCGAGCCCAGCAGGGUAUCAGAGCUCCUGGGCUACACUGCUGAGGAGUUGACGGGGAAAAACCUGUACGCGCUUUGCCACGGAGAGGACGCCAAUAAACUUAGAAAAUGUCACGUAGAUUUAAUAAACAAAGGCCAAGUCUUGACACACUACUAUAGGAUAAUGAACAAGCUUGGCGGCUACACCUGGAUGCAGACAUGUGCCACAGUUGUCUGCUCCUCCAAGAAUGCCGAAGAACAAAAUAUUAUCUGCGUCAACUAUGUUAUCAGUGGACGAGAAUAUCCUAACACAGUAAUGGACUGCUGUCAGCUGGAAGAAAGCGUACAGGGAGUGAAAAGAGAAGAAACAACAGGUGACCCAGAAAACGGACCACCUGACACGGACAACUCAGGAGCACCGCCACCUCCUCCCCGACACCCCACUGAACGGACCGAACCACCAACCAACACAGACUCCGCUUCCACAGCGCCAGUUCCCACUUCUGACGUAACCCAUCUAACGAGACUCAGUGACGCUCAACCUUUACCUCUCCACACGAACACUGAAAGAACAUCCCCUAUGCCAGCUAGAAGACUGAAGAAACGAAAGCACACGACUGAUUGUGAAGAUGAAACAGACAGAGAGGAAGAUAGACGGAAGUCUUCUUCUAAUCCUGGAGCUGCAAUAUCACCCGCAGAAAGAGACAUUACUAAGACAAACUUAACAAUACCCGAAGGAGGAUCGGAUGCCACAUCUGUUAGAGAUCUGGAGAAUGCCAUGUCCAAACAUUUGCCAUCAGUCGCUUUAGAUGGAAAAGAAAUAUCGCAUCGACCGACUGACUUUUCAACUGAUGCUCUACUGAAGCAACAACAGCAAAAAUCAACAAUACAAUGGAUUGGCACCCAAAACCAUCACUUUAACCACUUAAACAGACAGAUCCAAGGUAACCACACUUCGACACCCGCAUCAGCUUUGCUAAGGCAACUGUAUGCAAACAGAGAAAGUGUGAUUAGAAGUAAUAUCUUAGGAGAUGGUCGAACUGGUGGUUACUACUCUAGUGACGGCCAAACAGGACCUUUACCCACACCGCCAGGUAGUGAGGGAUCAGGUUAUAGCGAGCAGCUAGGGCAUAAAGGGACUGAUAUUGGUUCGUUAGCUUACGGGGGCUAUGCAGACUACCAUUCAGCAAUGACUCCUCCAGGCUCAGUGUCUCCACGAGACAAGCAGCAGUACGCUUUGCCAUACGAUAAUAGUGCUUAUUCUGAAGCAUUACGACACUCUUACUUAGGUGAAGCACCAUUGCCAUUAAAGCCCCAAGCGUAUUCAGCAGUACCUGGUGCAUUAGAUUACGCUUCAUCGCUGGACCAGUCUCAAUUCUUCCAUCCACCUUCAACAUUUCACUUGUACCAUCCACAAGCGCAUUCAGCGCACCCGCCGCAUCCGCAUCAACCUGUAGACAAGUCCGCACCACCAAAUACCAACUGGUACUCCACGAGCUCAUAG